Messenger RNA from Myripristis murdjan (pinecone soldierfish), 1464 nucleotides. RefSeq names its product HDGF like 3 (gene hdgfl3). Bases 196 to 819 code for a protein of 207 amino acids. The transcript has 6 exons. The record is from RefSeq and is a predicted model, not a curated record. NCBI's taxonomy places the organism in Eukaryota, Metazoa, Chordata, Actinopteri, Holocentriformes, Holocentridae.
CGUGCGUAACGGGGUAGCCCUUUGACAGGCCCCUGGUUUCCGCGUUUUUUUUUUUUAAUUAUUUAUUUCCGUGUAAACUGCAGUCUUGAUAUAAAAACAUUGAUGGUUGAUAAUUUAGCCCGGCGUUGAGGGCCCCGGGGAGAACUAAAACAAGGACUCUAAACACGCGUAAAAGCUCGGUUUUUCUCCGACGACAUGGCUCGACCACGGCCGCGGGACUACAAGGCAGGAGAUUUGGUUUUCGCUAAAAUGAAGGGAUACCCGCACUGGCCGGCGAGGAUUGAUGAGCUUCCAGAAGGAGCUGUCAAGCCGCCUGCCAACAAGUAUCCCAUCUUCUUCUUUGGGACCCAUGAAACUGCAUUCCUGGGCCCGAAGGAUCUUCUGCCCUACAAGGAGUAUAAAGACAAGUUUGGCAAGUCCAACAAGAGGAAAGGCUUCAACGAGGGCCUGUGGGAGAUCGAGAACAACCCGGGAGUCAAGUUCACAGGCUAUCAGGCCAUCCAGCAACAGAGCUCGUCAGAAACAGAAGAGGGGGGAAACGCGGCCGACGGCAGCAGCGAGGGAGAGGAGGGAGACUCUGUAGAGGAGGAAGACGACAAGGAGAAGCUAAAGGGAGACAAGACCGGAUCCAAACGGAAAAAGACGGCCACAUCCAAGAAAUCAUCCAAGCUGUCGAGGAUCUCGUCCGGAGAGGAGGAUCUGGAGAAGGACGGGAAGGAUGACGACCAGAAGAGCGGCUCUGAGGGAGGAGACGGCGACAACGACAUCAUCCAAAACACCACCGACAACAAGAAUCAGCUGCUCAGAGAAGAACAUUAAGUGCAGAGGACACGUAAGGGGAAGUCAUUCUUUGUAGCUGUGAUGUCGGAAAGGUGAAAAACUACAACAUGAUUUCUCAUCAGCACCGUCUACUGGCCACCACUGCCACCUCCAUUCAUCUGCGGGACUCGUGUCUGUGUGUGAGGGAUGCACCGAUACUGACGCUGGUGUCGGACACCAGGUCCAUGUCAGGGUCACAGCUGGGCAUCAGAGAAUUUUCUCCAGCGCCAAAAUUUUAUUACCAAGGAGCAGCUUUAACACAUCAGAAAUCCAAACAAAAAAAAAAAAAAAACACUUGAUUUUCUGUCUUUGUCAUGUUGGAACGAUUGAAACCAUAAAUCACUUUUAUCCAGUUAACCCUGAACGCUUUAAAGAUCGGAGUAAGAGAAACUACAUGAUCUUUAAAACUUCCACCUGCUAACGCCAAAGUGUGCCGUGUUGUUGAUACCAAGAGAAUCACCGAGCAAAAUAUUCAAAGCUACAAUAAUCAAUUUCUGUUCACUAGGGGGCGCCAGGAGUCAGGGCACAAACAAGCAAAAUGAAGAGGCCAAGUCAGACUUGCCAUCCCUCCUGAUUUUCCCUCGAGACUCCUCAUGUUUUAACUGUGUUAGCUGGGAUCUUUUCCAUGCAGUUAGAAAAGGAGGA